AGAAGAAAUAAAUCGAAAAUAGAAUGGAAACAGUAAAGAAGCACAGUGAAGAGGUCGCAGAAUUAAAUCAAUCGAUUGACGUUCUUUUUAGUCGCCUCCCCCAGAUCGUUCAAACAUCGGUUCAAGACGCCAUUGACCAGCUUCUCGUCUUGGAGAAGAAAUCGCGUCUGUUGAUGGAGCCGACUAUCACAGUCCGUAUUUCUGAUAGAUUGCUGGAAGUGUGCUUUGAGACACAGAACUACACGAAACUGAAUUCCUCCAUCACACUCCUUGCAAAAAGAAGAUCACAGCACGAUGAUGUAUGCGAUUUUUUCAUUGCUUAGCUUUCCUUUCCUUUCCUUUCUGUUCGUGAUGUGAUCUUGCUGUUUUUGAAUUCUGUUUGCCUUACCCAUUCUCUUAGGUAAUCGCCGCGGUCGUGCGAAAGGGAAAGUCCUAUCUCAGCCAGAUCCCGGACUACGACACAAAGCUGUCUCUUCUCCAAACUCUCCUCGACACAUCCGAAGGCAAAAUGUACUUAGAAAGCGAGCGCGCCUCGCUGAUCCGCGAGCUCAUGAGCAUGCGCGAGAGCCGAGGCGAUCUGGAAGGCGCCGCCGCGGCGAGCCAAGAAAUCCAAGUGGAGGUCUGCAACUCGCUGUCGAGCCGCGAGAAAGCGGAGUUCUUUUUGGAGCAGAUCCGUCUGAGCCAGAAAGUCAACGAGUGGAUCCGCGUGCCGCUCACCAUCCAGAAGGUCAACGCGAAGCUCCUCAAAGACGAGCACAUGGAGGACCUUCUCGAGCGCUUCGUGCAGCUCUGCAUCGUCCAGCACGUCCACGACGACGACCUCCAAGCGCUCUACCGCGACUACGAGCGUCUUCUGGCGCUGUCUCGCUACGAAGAAGACGACGUGGCGAGCCGCGAGAUCGUCACCAUCCUCGUCGUGCUCGCCGUGCUGAUGCCCUACGACGCCGAGCAGCAGCAGAUCCUCCACUCGCUCGCUCGCGCGUACAGCCGCCACUGGAAGUACCUCCCCGACUACCGCGCGUUCCUGGCGUCCUUCGAGGUCGCCGAGCUGCUGAAGUGGCCGCUGCCGAUGCUCGCCACAGUGCUGGACAACCCGCUCUUCACCAGCCCGCAGUGGGGCGACAAGCGCGAGGCCUGGCGGCAGCUGCUGCGUCGCCGCGUGGUGGAGCAUAAUAUCCGCGUGCUGGGCGCGUUUUUGUCGGUGGCGUCGCUGGGCCGCGUGGCGCAGCUGCUGCAGCUGAGCGAGGAGGAGGCGGAGGACGCGCUGGCGCAGGCGUGCGUGGAGGGCAUGCUCUGGCUGCGGAUGGACCGCGUGAAGAGGACGGUGAGCUUCAAGAAGACGGAGCCGGCGGAGAAAGUGCUGACGAAUUGGACGGAGGACGUGAAGGAGGUGAUGGACGAGCUGGACAAGAUCGUGUAUUUGAUUGAGAAGGAGAAGAUGAUUAAGGAGGUGAAGCAGUGGCGUGUUUGUUGGACAUUGGUUUUUAUGGACAAUGGGAGGAGGAAUGGGUUUGUGAAUACUCUCUCCGAGUAUUCCAUUCUCGAUAUUAUCGGAAGGGGAACCUACGGGGAAGUCUACAAAGCGAUUCAUAUCACGACCGGAGAUGUCGUGGCUCUGAAAAAGAUUUGCUAUACCGACGUCGGUAUUCCGAAAUCGUCAACGCGCGAGAUUCGCUUACUCUCUGCACUUCGACAUCCAAACAUUGAAAAAUUGAGAGAGGUUGUCGUGGAUGACAUCAAAAAGGACUCUUCGCUGGUUCCAAGUCAGUUUUACCUCGUGUUUGACUACGUGGACAACGAUCUAGCUGGAAUCGUUCGUGCGGUCAAAAAGCAGUUGCUCCCACCUCUCUCUUCCCAAGUUCUCCGUGUUUACAUCUACCAAAUCGUGGAAGUACUCGACUUCCUCCAUGGUUGUAAUAUCAUUCACCGUGACAUCAAACUCGAUAAUUUUCUGGUGACGAACGAUCACCACAUCCUUCUGACCGACUUUGGUCUCUCUCGCCAGAUUCUCCCCACCUCCAAUCGAAUGUCUCUCCCCGUCUACGCAUUGGCCUACAGAGCGCCAGAGAUCCUCAUGGAGAAUCAUUCGUACUCGAUGCCGGCGGACAUCUGGGCAUUGGGCAUUUUGAUCUCGACGAUCAUUCUGGGGCGCCCUCCCUUCGAGGGAGAUAGUGAUGUUGCUUUGUUUGAUCGAACUAACACGCAGCGCGAAGUGCUAUCGAACAUUAUCAAUCAAUGUGGAGUGAUUCCUCGCUCUAUCAAAAAUUGGCUAAAAGCGUUUGCUUUUCUUGUCACUUGCUUUGAAAUAGAAACGAUAUCGAAAUUCCUUUUUCCGAAUUGCGCAUGGUGCGAACAUUGCUUCAUAGUGGAAAUGGCGUGAUGUUUUCCUCCCAAACGUACGCUUUGACGCUUCUUUUUUUAAUCGAAGAGACCAGGAGAACUUGCUGGAUCUCUGCGAUCGGCUGCUGGAUUUGAAUCCUGAAAUGCGGCCUACCACGCAGCAGAUCUUCUUCCAUCCGUUCCUGCGCGAUAUGCUUCCGACCAAUCAGCUUGUGGAGAUUGACGUUCUCAAGAAGUGUGAAUUGCCGUUGUUAAAUAUGGUGAUGCGAAAUGUCGAGUG
Messenger RNA from Blastocystis hominis, 2620 nucleotides. RefSeq lists its product as hypothetical. Bases 557 to 2380 code for a protein of 607 amino acids. Gene Ontology annotation, biological process: protein phosphorylation; regulation of G2/M transition of mitotic cell cycle; regulation of gene expression. The transcript is spliced from 10 exons. Gene Ontology annotation, cellular component: nucleus; cytoplasm; cyclin-dependent protein kinase holoenzyme complex. Lineage: Eukaryota; Bigyra; Opalinata; Blastocystidae. Gene Ontology annotation, molecular function: cyclin binding; cyclin-dependent protein serine/threonine kinase activity; ATP binding. The record is from RefSeq and is a predicted model, not a curated record.